CGGGAAAUAUUUCCAGCAGGAGGAGAAGGAGGGCUGAAGCUGACACCGCGAAGGGGGGACGGCGGGUUUCUCCCUGCCCGCGUAGCUCCGCGGGGGGAUGCGGAGGGAGGGGAGGCUGCCUGCGGGGCGGGCCGGCUGAGCGCAUCCCCGGGCGCUGCGUGUGUGUGUGUGUGAGUGUGUGUGUGUGUGUGCGCGCGUGUGUGUGUGCGCGCUCCCUCCAUCCAUCCCUCCCUUCCUCCCUCUUUUCUCCCUCCCUCCCUCCCUCUCUCUCUCCCUCCCGCCCGCCGCCGCGCCGCAGCCGAGCACCGGGGCUCCGCCACCCGCCCCACGACCCGCCGUGAUGCCCCUUCGCUGCUGAGCCGGCCCCGGCGGCGCCCGCUCCUGCCCCCCGCCAGGUUGAGGACAUUUGGAGCUCGCUCGGUGGAAGCGGCCAUGUCACGAGCAACUCACCCACCUACCUUCCCAGUGAGCUUCCAACUCCUGAGCGUUGUGCUGGUGUUGCUCUUCCAUGCAGAUGGCAUACAUGCAGAAAGCCCCAGCGAAUUGCCGGUGAAUGAUACCGAGGAGUGCACUGGCUCAUACAUCUGCAAAAAGGGUGUGAUUUUACCAAUAUGGGAACCCCAAGACCCCUCAUUCGGUGACAAAAUUGCUCGGGCAACCGUGUAUUUUGUAGCAAUGGUGUACAUGUUCCUGGGAGUAUCUAUCAUAGCUGACCGCUUCAUGUCCUCCAUCGAAGUCAUCACAUCCCAAGAGCGGGAAAUAACCAUCAAGAAGCCCAAUGGUGAGACCAGCAAAACCACGGUGAGGAUCUGGAAUGAGACCGUUUCUAACCUCACACUGAUGGCCUUGGGCUCAUCUGCCCCUGAGAUCCUCCUGUCUGUUAUCGAAGUGUGUGGCCAUGGUUUCACGGCGGGGGACUUGGGGCCAAGCACAAUUGUGGGGAGUGCUGCGUUUAACAUGUUUGUCAUCAUUGCGAUCUGUGUUUACGUUGUUCCAGAUGGAGAGAUAAGGAAGAUCAAGCACCUGAGAGUGUUUUUUGUUACAGCCGCAUGGAGCAUCUUUGCCUACACUUGGCUUUACAUUAUUUUAUCUGUGUCUUCUCCUGGGAUUGUGGAGGUUUGGGAAGGCUUGCUCACCUUCUUCUUCUUCCCCAUCUGUGUGGUGUUUGCCUGGAUAGCUGACAGGAGGCUUUUAUUUUACAAGUACGUCUACAAGAAAUAUCGAGCUGGCAAGCAGAGAGGCAUGAUCAUUGAGCACGAGGGUGACCGGCCCUCCUCCAAGGCUGAUAUUGAGAUGGAUGGAAAGGUUGCUAAUUCUCAUGUGGAGAACUUUUUGGAUGGAACACUGGUGUUAGAGGUGGAUGAGAAAGACCAGGACGAUGAGGAAGCCAGGAGGGAAAUGGCUCGGAUCCUGAAGGAGCUGAAACAAAAGCAUCCCGACAAGGAAAUUGAACAGCUUAUAGAGCUGGCCAACUACCAGGUCCUGAGCCAGCAGCAGAAGAGCAGGGCCUUUUACCGCAUUCAGGCUACUCGGCUCAUGACAGGAGCUGGCAACAUCUUGAAGAGACAUGCUGCAGACCAGGCCCGCAAAGCUGUCAGCAUGCAUGAGGUCAACAGUGAUGUGGCAGAAAAUGAUCCCAUCAGUAAGCUCUACUUUGAGCAGGGUACCUACCAGUGUCUGGAAAACUGUGGCACUGUCGCCCUGACCAUCAUUCGCCGUGGAGGAGACUUGACCAACACGGUAUAUGUUGACUUCCGGACAGAGGAUGGGACAGCCAAUGCUGGCUCUGACUAUGAGUUCACUGAAGGGACAGUGGUCUUCAAGCCUGGAGAAACCCAGAAGGAAAUCCGUGUUGGCAUAAUCGAUGAUGACAUAUUUGAGGAGGAUGAGAAUUUCCUGGUCCAUCUCAGCAAUGUCCGCGUGAGCACUGAGGCCUCAGAUGAGGGCAUUCUUGAAGCCAGUCGUGUCUCAACACUUGCCUGCCUGGGAUCACCAUCUACUGCCACUGUCACCAUCUUUGACGAUGACCACGCUGGCAUCUUCACCUUUGAGGAACCCGUAACACAUGUCAGUGAAAGUGUAGGGACCAUGGAAGUGAAAGUGUUGAGAACCUCUGGUGCACGAGGAAAUGUUAUUGUGCCCUACAAAACCAUUGAAGGCUCAGCCAAAGGUGGAGGAGAGGACUUUGAAGACACCUGCGGGGAGCUGGAGUUCCAGAAUGAUGAGAUAGUCAAAACGAUAUCAAUCAAGGUGAUAGAUGAUGAGGAGUAUGAGAAAAACAAGACCUUCUACCUAGAGAUUGGGGAGCCCCGACUGGUGGAGAUGAGUGAGAAGAAAGCCCUGUUGUUGAAUGAGCUUGGUGACUUCACCAUCACAGGGAAACUCUGGAAGGGCAAACCUCUCUUCAGGAAGGUCCAGGCUAGAGAUCAUCCUCUUCCUCGCACGAUGGUCACCAUCCAAGAAGACAACGAAGAAAAGCAGCCAUUGACCAGCAAGGAGGAGGAAGAGCGUCGAAUUGCAGAGAUGGGGCGCCCAGUCCUGGGGGAGCACACUAAGCUUGAAAUCAUCAUUGAGGAAUCCUAUGAGUUCAAGAAUACAGUGGACAAGCUCAUUAAGAAGACAAACCUGGCCCUGGUGGUUGGCACAAACAGCUGGAGGGAGCAGUUUAUCGAGGCUAUUACUGUCAGCGCAGGGGAAGAUGACGAUGACGAUGAAUGUGGGGAGGAGAAGCUGCCCUCCUGCUUCGACUAUGUGAUGCACUUUCUGACUGUCUUCUGGAAGGUCCUCUUUGCCUUCGUGCCCCCAACAGACUACUGGAAUGGCUGGGCUUGCUUUGUUGUCUCCAUCCUCAUGAUCGGCCUCCUGACAGCUUUCAUUGGUGACCUGGCCUCCCAUUUUGGCUGCACCAUUGGCUUGAAGGACUCAGUUACUGCAGUCGUGUUUGUUGCACUGGGGACAUCAGUGCCAGACACAUUUGCCAGCAAAGUAGCAGCGACGCAGGACCAGUACGCAGAUGCCUCCAUUGGGAACGUCACCGGGAGCAAUGCUGUGAACGUUUUCCUGGGCAUUGGGGUAGCCUGGUCCAUCGCAGCUAUCUACCACGCGGCGCACGGACAAGCCUUCCAAGUCUCACCUGGCACUCUGGCCUUCUCCGUCACCCUCUUCACCAUUUUUGCUUUUAUCAGUGUGGGUGUGCUGCUCUACCGGCGGAGACCGGAGAUUGGAGGUGAGCUGGGCGGGCCGCGGACUUCCAAGCUGCUCACAUCCUCACUCUUUAUUCUCCUCUGGCUCUUGUACAUAUUCUUCUCAUCUCUGGAAGCCUACUGCCACAUAAAGGGCUUCUAAAGGGACAAUCAGAGAUAGUAAAUAUAUAUAUAUCUAUAUGUAUCUAUAUAGAGUGAUAUAUAGGUAUAGAUAUAGAUAUAACGCUGUGUAUAAUGAACAGAAAAAAGAAUAAAAGAGAUUUGCCAUGUUCACACACCUGCUGACGGAAAGCGGCUUUGGAGCAUCCUUUGAACUAGGAGGCAGGACCCCAAAGCCAGCAGGACCCCUCCCCAGGCAGCAGCCCUGGCAGGAGCUCCACAGCAGGCCCCUUUCUGCAACUCUACUGACAAGAGCGGCUGAUUGAUAGCCAUCAAGCCCUUCCCCAUCGCUCCUUCCCACCCACCGGCCCCCCCAGGAGGAUGGAUGCAGAGGCGACCAGGGAGCAUCCAUACAGGGAAGGGCCAGAGUAGCUGGUGAGAAGCAGAGCAGUGGGCAAGGGAAGGAGAGGAAAGCGAGGGUCCUCGUCUCCGACCACCGUCCGCCUGCCUUCGCCACUUGGGACUGUUCCCUCUGGCCCUGUUGGAGAGAAGCGAGAGACCGGACUGAAAACAAGGGGAAAUUGGGAGCUUUCUAAAGGAUAGAACACAAACCGUUUUCGUCAUUGAUUUGGGGUUGGUUUUUGUUUUGUUUUGUUUUGGCGUGUGUACAACUAGCAUUUCCCUCCCCCGACAUGCCUCUCCCUUUCCUCUUCCACACUUCGGGGAUGCGCAGCUGCAGCCUCGUGUCCAGUGUCCUAAGCCAAGGCUGUGCAGAGUGGCGAGGGCUUUCCUCCCGCCUCAGCCACCUCCUCGGGCAUGCUGUCGUGGUACUUGUAACAUUUGCAUGAAUGAAAUGAACCCUACCUGUAUAUAGCAUUCUAUAGCGAUAGUCCUUCCAGCCGUGUGGGUUGAUCAUUGCAGAUACAAGUGUUUUCUUUUCACUGCAAUUUUAUUUAUUUUGGUUAGUUUAGUUUUGCCAUAGGGUUUUUGUAAGUUUGCUUGUUUCCUCUUAGUGGGGGUAAAAGGAGGAAAAUAUGUCCCUGUUUAUUGCUCUGCACGUGGGUCCACGAGAAGCAAUAACAGCCACAUAGAUGUAGAUUUUCAGGGGAGGAAAACCCACAUCCCAGAAACUGCAGGCUCGUCCUCCCAUGUGGACGGGGUCCCCAUCACAGUGGCCAGUCCAUGACAUGCUGAAGUUGGUGUGAAGCCUCCAGCAUCCGCAGGUUUCACACAAGGUCUCAGGGAGCCCAAGGUGGAUGAGCACAGCACCUCGCCUGCCUCUGCCUCUGUAGCCUGUGGCUGCCUCAAAACCCCCUUGGCUCCCUGCUGUUCCCUGUGUCCCCAAGGUCUAGUGACAGCUUCUGCUUCUGAGCGCUAAGCCAUCAGGAUCAGUCCACAAAGCUGGUCCUUUCCCACAGCCAUUUGGAGGUAGAAUAAUUCAGCAUAAGGGCUGAAGGGCCAUAAGAAGAUCUCCCACAUUGCUGAGCGUAACUGGGAAACAUCCCCCAAGGAAAAAGGCCACAUUUUGCCCUGUCCAAAUCUGAAAUUGAGGGAAAGGAUGAGUGAGACAGUGAGGUGUAACUCAGCAUCACCUCCCAACACCCACUGAGUGUGGAUGCAGAGCUCCCCGGGGUGCAGCACAGGGGUGACAUUGUGCACUUGAAGCUGAGAGAUGUCCUUAUGCCCUUUGUCCCAGCCAGGCACAUGCCCAGCCUGCACAUCCACUGACAAGCUCUUCCAACUCAGCUGAAAACCACAUCUGAUGCUUGUACCAUAUCCAAUUGGCUGGGGGUAUUUGUACUCAUUUGAACAAUCUGUGGAAUUUUUAAUUAAUCUGUUUUAAGAUUUUCUCUCAGAGUAUGAAGUUGUGGCAUUUUUUUUUUUUUUCCUUCUCAAGCAUUUUUUUCAUUUUGGAUGUGUUUUGGGGUCUCCUUGUUUUGGGGAAAGAAUCAAACACAGGUGCAGGUUGUUCAGGUUUAUGAUUAUCUUUAUGUACAAUUAUUUCAUUUUCAUCUGUUUGGCUUCAUUGAUUUUUCUUUGUGUGUAUUGCCCACCACUAUAGUCAGUGAGUCCACUAAUUGUGAUGAUCCUUAUCAAUGGUACACAAUGCACAGACAAAUAAAGUUUGUAAUGAUUCCUGAUGGAACCAGUAGUGCUCCUGCAUAUUCUCUAUGGAAAACCCUUCCCUACCCUCCUGUUGUCUCUCUUUACGUUGUAUCCAUCUCUCCUUUACUCAUUGUUUUGCCUUCUCUGUGUUUCUGCCACUGAUGGGGGGCAAUGGUGUCUCCACAUGCCCGCUUUGCCCCAUCUCACGGCUUUCUUCCUGCUCCAUCUCCAUCAUGUGUGGGCUCAGUGUGCUGCAGUACAGCUGGGGCUGGCAGCCUACCCAGCUCUCACGGGGAUGCAGGAAACCCCCCAGGGACAAAGCUGCAGUGCAAACCUUCUGGGGCCAGGAUAUGCUCCUGUACUGGGCCCACCAUCAGUGCUAGCUUGCCCUAGGCUCGGGGACAGCUGUGCAUAGGCCCCCAAGGUACUUAGAACUCUUUGUGCUUACGUCCUCUAGUUAUAUGGAACUGUUUCUGCUCUUGUUCCAGCCUCACAGAAUCAGAAUAGUUUGGGUUGGAAGGGACCUUCAAAGGUCAUCUAGUCCAACCCCCUGCAAUGAGCAGGGACAUCUCCAACCAGAUCAGGUUGCUCAGAACCCUGUCCAGCCUGGCCUUGAAUGUCUCCAAGAAUGGGGCAUCUACCACAUCUCUGGGUAACCUGUUCCAGUGUUUCACCACUCUCACUGUAAACAGUUUCUUCCUCAUGUCUGGCCUGAAUCUCCCCUCCUUUAGUUCAAAACCAUUAGCCCUUGUCCUAUCUCAACAGGCCCUGCUAAUAAGUUUGUCUCCAUCUUUCUUACAGGACCCUUUUGAGUAUGGAAAGGUGACUUGCGCUAGGUUAAGCCACUAGCUAACGAUAAGUGGGAAUGCAAGAGAUGCAUUGCUGGGGCAGAGUCCAUGAGUGCCAAAGCAGAUCUGAGACACCCCACAAGUUUGCUGAGCAAACUCAGAGCUCGGGCUGCUCUGGGUGCCAUGGUGCAUUUCUGAUCCAUGUGGCUCAGACAGCAUUGAGGAGGAUAAGAGUCUCUACAUACCCAGGAAUGUUGCUCCUCCUUGUGUUUCAUCCAGCAUCUGUUGAGCUGUCCCCAAAUAAACCCUCCCCACUGCGCUUCCAAGGUCCUGCUCUGACAGCUGAACUCAAACACCAGAUCCAGAGAUGAGUCCCAGGCAAACGCUGCCUUUGUUUGGCAGGGUCUGCCUGCUACUCCCGGUGAGGCACUGCCAGGGUCCUGCUGGUGCUCCUGCCUGUCUGAUGUGCAGAGUCACAGCCCAUCAGGCUGGCAGCAGCAGUAGCGGCUGGCCUUUGAACUCCAGGCUAGAAACAUGCCACCAAGCAAAGAGAGAGAGCAUAGGAGGUCAUUGAUUUUGCAGCAUGACUGCGUCUGCAGAGCCCCAGAGGCAGUGGAAUUCCUGUCUGCUGAGGUAAGGGAUGUGUGGCAGAGCAGGUAACUCACACAUCCCAGCAGCCAGAGGAUUUAACAUGAUCUCUGGGCUGCUCUCAUACAAACUGGUCCUUCCCCACACCCUACGCUGCUUUUUGUUAUCUGUGCCGCUGGUCUCACUCUCCCUGUGGGUGCUCAGCACCCUCCAGGAUGGGUGCAGGUCAAGCUUCAAUGUCCAUCAUGCUCCAGACAAUGGCAGCUGGUCAUGCCUGUGUGCUUUUCCCACGCAGUGAAUUAAGAAAGCGAAACAGCUCUCCUGACCCAGUAAUUACAUCUACUGAAAGGUGAUGUUGUUAUUUCAUUCUCAUAAUUUGCUUCUUCAGAAUGAAUUGCAGUCACUGAAGUCAUUAACAAGCUGGACAAGAUGUGUGUAGCAGCUCAGUUUAACAGGCAAUAAAUAACGGUUCUGCUCACAGAAAUUUCCAAAGGGAAUGAUGGAGCAUUGUUUGUGGAGGACAAGGCCUAAACCACAUAGUAAACACCAGCCUUGUUUAUGCAAUUAUUCUCGGCUAGCUGCCUGCUUUUUGGCAUCUUUAAUGAGCUUAUGCAAAGCAUGAUGUUGUAUUUGCCCAGCUGCUUAUGGAGGAGCCAUGGAUGAGCAGCAAGCCUUUUACCUGGUUGCUGCCUGGUUAUGCCAAGGAGGGGAAGGACCGCUCUACUAAGCCCCAGCCACCUGUCUGUGUUCCCAAGGGUGUCAUGCCUGCUCUUCUGCAACAACAACUUUAAACCAAACCCUCAAAGGCAAAAGCAAAUUGUGUGCUGCCAGGAGGGAGGACCGGCCCCAGUGUGGGCACAUCUUGCCCUCGCACCCAUGGAUUCCCCCGUCUGGUGCCAGUGCUGUCCUAUCUUCUCUUCCUCCCCAGCCUCACUCACAAGGGAAGGGCAUCAAGCAUCUCUGAUAAAGCCCUGGACUUAAGGAAGUUUCCAGAAACACCACUUCAAAGCCUUGGCCUCCAUCUAUCCACCUGCCCUGGCUACUCUCACCUCCUGUCAUCACCCCACUAGCCAAAGGCAAAUCUUUCCAUAGAAAAGGAUGAAGCACGGUGCAAAGGAUGUUCAGAGAUGGACAUCCAAAUAACUCAAAAGGCCACUGCAAGGCACUUGGGGACAAAUGAAGGAGUGCAUGGAGCAGGGACAGGCCUGACCAUCUUAGCAAAACCCUGUCUCCAGCUCUUCAGACGCCAAUGGGAAGGGAAGAAAAUGCCAGCCACAACCUGAACAUGUGGAAAAGGUGCAAAGGAGCCAAGGACUCUGCAGGUCCCUGGUGCCAGCGGGAGCCACAAACCUGCAGCAUCUCAUGGCUGAGCCUGCCUGAACUCGCUCCAGAGAUGCAAACUGGUUGUCUCCAAACAACACGCCCACUCUCGUGUCACCCGUUCCCAGGCAGCCUGUGGUGGCUCUGGGUUGAAGGGAGACUGCAAGAGUAAUUUGUACAUCUUCUUCCCCACUUUCAUCUCUUGGUUAAAGGACAAAAGGGAAAAGGGAGGCUUUGAGCCCAUUCUGGUCACGAGUCUGAAUGUAGUUUAUAAACUCACCAUGUAAUUUCUGCUAUGGGCAACGAGGGGAGAACCAGAGCCUGUGUGUUAUUGUUACAGCUAUUUUUAAAUGCUUGGGUAAGAAUCAAGUGCAACGGUACUGGGGGCCAUGUACAUACCUAAGGAGAAGGUUCAGCUGCAUUCCUGGCGGGGCAAAGCUGGGCAUAGCCAGAAAGUGACAGAGAAAAAGAAAAAAGGGAAAACUUAAUGCCACAGGGUGUUAUUCUGGGAGAAACCCCUGCAUUGUUUUUCAAUAGGCUUUGUCAUUCUGAACAAUCUGGGGAAGCGUGUUUGCAGUGCACCAGGAACCUUUCUGGCCUCUCUGAGCAUGUGAUGACCAACCAUACACACGCAUACAAGUGCACAGCUGCAGAAAAGCCUGUUUAUCUUGUAAAAAAAAAACCCUGACUUGUGCAGGAAAGUAUCCAGAGGCAUCUGUAUUCUUGCAAAAAGCACCAAGGGACAAUAAAUACAAUGACAUUCCUCGCCUUUUAAGGACUUAAGCUUUCCUCCUUUUGGAACUGGAGGUGCUGAGAGCCUCUUGCCAGCCAGCAACACCCUUCACACAUAGGGAAGGGACGCUGUGAAGGAAAGGGGCCUAUCAGGUCAAGCAGGAGCUGUUGGCAGCAAAGACAGCCAGAAGAUUGCUGUUAGCAGCAGGAUUUGCUGUCUACGGUAUGUCCCUGAGAGCAUCCAAGGGGUCUCCGCAGGGUCUUGCUCUCUCUCUGGAGCAUCCCAAGAAUGGCCAGCCCUGAACCUGAGCACUCAGUGCCCCAGGGUGGCUCAUCACUCUCUCCUUCAGGCCCUGUAGCCUCCCUUGGCUCCUUCCCACCCUCCCAAGGUGAACACCAGCUUGGGGCUCCCCACCCCAGAAGUGUGAAAGAGGGCACUGGGAUGCACGUCCUUUCCAGAGUGGGUGCUGUGGACCACUGCUGGGAGGCAGAGCUGGGUGCUGCUGGUGGGAUGUCCAGCAUCACAAGAGAAGAGAGAAGUGCUGUCAAGUCCCACCUAGGCCUGGAAGCCCUCUUUUAGGCACAGCAUGUCCCCCUGACCCAAUUGUCAUGACUGUGGACAUGCAUCUUGAUUUUUGCAGAGCCUCCAGCUUUUUUGGCUGUCUGUGGGCAGCAGCCCCAGGCACUAUUUUUAUCUAUUUAAUUCAAAAUAGCCCUUGCUCUGUUGUAGUGCACUAUGACAGCACUCCAUCCCUCCCAGCACAGCUCCACCCCCAACAGCGUGCAGGUCUAGGUAGUGGUGGGAAGCAAUGCAUCAGGAGUGUGUGCUACCUGAUGGUGGAGUCCUCCAGCACCCACCUUGAGCCACCUCAAGGCCUUGGAACGUUCAUCUGCACUCAGUGAUUACCCAGCUUGGGGCCUGAACUGUGCUUGUCCCCCCUGUGGAGCCUCUUCGCAUGCCCUUGUCCUUCAGCAUCCCUGCAGAGGAGCCUUCUCUGUCUCUCUUGCCCCACAACUGGGCGCUUGCUAUGUGGGACAAGUCUCCUCUCUCACUGGACUAAACAGCUUGUUAGCUCAGGCUUGCUGUCUGUAUCUCAGGGCAAAGACUUACCACUCCAAAAGAUGUCCUGGACUUAAACCCCUGCAAGCAAAGGACCAUGCAAGUUUCCACGCAGCAAACGUCAGUAUGCUGAACCCUUCCUGCUCAUCACCAGGCACCAUUGCAGCCACGUUCCAUUGUACUGCUGUCCUUCACUCAUGAGGUUUUUGAAGAUUAAACAUUUCUGCUGAAUUUCCACCAUUAUCAAGUCCAACAGAUGCUACAACUCCACCACCCCUCCACCCCAACCCUGUCUCUACAGUUCCAGAGCAUACUAAAUGUUUUAAGUGGGGAUUCAAGGUUCACCUCAGCUCCUUUAUUUCAAAAUGGAGCCUGUUCCUGGUGCUCUAAACAUUCUAAAACUUAUCUACUUGCCUACAAAACUUUCCUGCCCCUGCUUAAGAUGUGGAGAGUUUAAGUCAAGCAAGUUGCGAUUGCUUGGGAUGCUUACCCUCGAGCUCCUAAAACCCUUGCAGGACAUGAAGGACUGCUACCAGGCUCUGUCCCUGCAGCUCUUGACAUCUCUGUUGAGGCUGGAUUUAUUUCUUCUCCUUUAUUUCUAACUCAGAGUAGUCCCAGAUAGAUGAGGCAGGGUGAGAUCUGCAUGUUUUCUUGAGGAAAAUGGCCAUGGCAGUCCACGGCACUGUCAUCACCAGAAGCGUGUGUCCCUCCGCCCCAGCCCACAGCUCCUGGCAGGCUCCUUGCUUACAGAAAUGUGACUUUCUGGCAGAUGAGCUUCUUUGCAGAGAUGCUUAGAAACACAGAGGGUUGCUGAGUGACUGUAAAACUGCUAUACUACCACAGGAUAGAUUUGAUCCUGCUGGUAUAAAUGUGUCCCAGCUUGCUGUUGGGCUUAUUUGGGAGCUACAAUGAAAGCUUUUGCAAACUAGUGGCUUUGUGACUCCUGGGAAUGCAGGUGCACAACGAGAUUCCUCCUUGUUUGGUGUAAACCUGAGAUGGCUUCCAUACCCCUUGCUUUCAGCCAUAGCCCUGUGCAUUGCUCUGCUCUUGCAAUAAGAGCUGUGAUUAGCUGUCCCUUGGUUGAGCUCCCCCUGUACAGAUGAAAAUAAACCGAUGCCUGUUGUGUCUUCAUUUGUUUGCCCCAUGUUGCUUCCUUCAUCUUCCAAGCUCUUCAGAAAAUGUGCUCACACAGUGAGCCAUGCAGGAGACCUGCUUGUCUGGCUCUUAAUCAGGAAACAUGCACCGCUUCUAGUAGCUCUAGAGUGCAAAAGAUUGCAAUAAUACCUUUUACAUUAUAGUCACUAUGUUAGCAAGAAAUAAAAUGUUCCUUAUUUUUUCCCCUGAUGACAACUUAGCUUCUGACAACACUUGUCCAGCUUCUUUUUUCCAUAAUGCAUUAAGCAUUAGGAGGCACAGCUCUGCAAAUAACACAGCUUUCAAGACUACCCGUUGAGGACAUUUGCAAUCCAGAAAAAUGGUUUUAUUUGUGGAUAGAGGGAACAACUUGGUGAAUUCUUCUAAGCUUCUGAGCUCUUGCUGGAAGAAACACAUACAUGCUGGUAAAAGCCACAAAAUGCUGAGUUUGGUACAACGCAACCUUCUGUACCUUGGGUCUCUGUGCCAAAGAGACACGGCAUGAGGUUGUAAAAGCAAAACCAUGACUUCUUGAAGACCACUCGGCAGUGAUGGGCAACUUCACACCUACCACUGUCCCUAGGAUAUGGCAUUUAUGAGGUGUGAACAUCACUGUUAGUUAAGCAAGAAGAACACAGAGGACACCAUGUACUAUCUUCCCCAGCCCCAACAAACAAGCCCACCGGAUAUUCCCAGUGGCCACACUGCCAGGGAGCAAAGCUGUUGUUGGGAAAGCUCACAUGUCUUAAAGGCAGCAGGUUUGCUGUAGGACACUCUCCGUGCUGCUCCCUGCAUUGCUGCCACAGGCGGCAGAGCCACUCGUCGCUCAGCAUCCUGCAGGCAGAGACAAAGGGGAGGCCUGGGCUGCCCAUGCUUGUGCAUGUGAGCAUCAGGCUUGACUUUAGCCAGAGAGGCCUGCAGGGAGUGCCCAUAAUAUUCUGAAGAGAGAAAUGUGAUGGGAAUUAGUAAAAAAAAAAAUGACAGUAGCAGUAAAUUUAGAACCAUUACUAAUGUGGUGCUGGGACACAGGGAACGCCGUGCCUGGGUAGUAGCUGGGGAUGGCACUGCUGAGGCAAGGUUGUCCUCUGGUGUUUUUGAUGUGCUGACGUGCUCCAAAAAUGAUGGCUCCCACUUUCCUGCUUUCAUCUGACAGCAGCCACUGUCCCCCUGCUCAGCAGCCUGAGGGGGGCUCCCCAUGGCCCCAGGAGCUGCACAGGAGGAACAGGCAGGGAGGAGGCUGUGACCACCCUUCCUGAUGCACCCAAAGCACCGGUCAGCCACUCGCCAUGGUCACCCCCCACAUGCUGUGUCACCCACCAUCCUGUGUGUCCUCCCCUUCACAGACGCAGGGCACUCUAGGGCAAGGCAGACAGACGUCUUGUGCAAACCCCGAGAAAGAGAGAGAGAGAGGGAGAUGGAGGGGGGCUCUGACAGUCCAAUGUGCCACCCGGUGCCCUUGCCAGGGAUGGGUCAGGCAGACCCCAGCUGGGCAGAGCCAAAUUUUUCCAAAGCGGGGCUGAAAAGGAGAGUUUGCAGAAGAACUGGCUUGCCUGGAGACAUAAACCAGAGUAUGGGUCAUAAAUUCAAAUCCACCUUCCCUCUGCUGCCCGUGUGAAGCCCCCGCACUGGUGGGGCAAAGCUGAGGGUCCCCCUGGGCUCUGCAGCUGAAGCCUCCCAAUCUCCCUGUCUCUCUCGUGGUUCCUUCUAAGUUCAGUGGCACAAUGCAGCUACACUAUUUGAAAAGCCAUAAUAUUUGUUGGUACGACUCUUUUAUUACCUUCAAUUUAUAUAUAUUUGUUGAUAAAUGAGGUCAUCUUGGGAGACACUUGUAGUCUACUGGGAAAUAAGUAUCCGAUGCUGUAUAUUCUGUACAUGCUGUAUAAAAAAGGUGAAAUAUUUAAAUCUAUAUGUUCAGUGGACUCGGUGGCACAUGCUGAGAGAGGAGGUUUGGAACAGGCGAGCCCCCACCUUGGCCCGCCACGGCUCAGGCUCAGGGGUGCCCGGCAGAGUCACCACCCUGCUGGAGUCCUGGCCAAGGCUCGGGGCAGGACCUGGCUACGGUGCAAGGGCAGAGCCAGUGGCUCCCUGGGUGCUUUUCCCCUCACAAAGGUGAAAGCAGGCAACUUUGUGGGCAAAAGUGGACACACUUGUUCUUCCCAGGGGCAAAGCCCAGGACCAGGUUCAGCUUUGUUUGUCAGAAACUCUCAGCACGGCGAGCCCAGUGUUGCCCACCCACUGCCCUCCUCUCCUGCCCAGGGUGGAAACCCUCCAGCUGCCACCCAGCAUGACAUCUCUAAGCCUUACGGUCAGAGAGAGACAAUUCCCCGUGGAGUGAUGUCCGACGGCGGCAGAGACCAGCUCUGAGCAUCCAGCUCCUCCGACUUGUUUCCACACUAAUCCUGUGCAACACCACCAGCCGCCCUCCCUGGCGGGUUUUACAACAGUGAAGAGCUGUGAUCUUCUAACCUGAUACAUGCUGUUAGAAAUACCUGUUUCAUAUUUUCUGUGGUAUCAAUCUACAACUUUUGAAACCGUUGGAAACAGUUGUGGUAGCCUAAAAGUUGUGCUGAGCUCAUAUAUUUUUAUAUUUGUGGUGUUUUCCUAUUAAUAGAGAGUGGUGAACCAGUAACCCUAUAGCUGAAAGUGAACUAUUCAAAAUAAAUAUACAACUGCAGAAAAUAUUUGUAAAAAUAAUUUAUUUGAAAUAUUCUGCCAAAGAUAGCUCUCUAAUGAUCUGUAAAAUGUCGUUUCUCUAUUUUUGCUCUGAAUGUCAUUGUGAAAGCACCUUUCUCCCCACUAUCUUUUGAAGAUUUGCUUUUUUGUAUCUUUAAGGGCAAAGAAAUAUGCCAAUUAUUUUUUUCAAUUGGAGUAGUACAUAGAGUAGUAGAGAGGCAUGAGACAACUUUAUAAUGGUGAUGAACAGGAUCCAGUAAAAACCACUCUGAAAAUCUGUUUUCUCCUGUGGUGUGUCCCGCAGACAGGUGGGUUUUGAAGCCCAGGACAGUUCUCUAAGCAGUAAGGUCUCAGCUGCGGCUGUGGUUGCUGCUGUGUGGCUCACCUGCAGGAGAGAAAUCUCUCAGCCACCUAUUUGCAGGCUCGGGGCAUUUGAACCUCCUCACACGUAACUUCUGCCUCUUCGUUAUUGAUAAGCAUGAUACCUUUAUGAGUCCUUAAUAGGCCCUGUGGCGUGUGGGUGACCCUCACUCAGGGCUUUGCGGGCUCCAGCCUGAUGAAGUCUGGCCCCUUCCAAAGCCAUUCCCCAGCAGCCCUGACCUGGCAGCAAAACAGAUCCUGCUGACACCUGGAUCUGUUCCCUUCCCUGCAUGGGGACAGGGGCAGGACAGACCCAGGCACCGCGGGACGUGAUACCUCAGCAAGAGGAUCAGUUUCUGCAGGUACACAGUUAAACAGGGGGACGUACAGCCCCUUACCAGGGAGAGGCUGCCCAGAUUAGUCUGUUCAGAAAUUGCAAAUCUUCAUUUUUAAUAGGGAAAAAAUCUUAUUUCCCUUCUUUUUAUUUUUUCCUCUUGAAAGAACUCUUCAAUUAUAGGAAAAGCCUCCAUUGUCUUCUGUGAUUCCCAAGUCUGUUGCAGUGGAAAUACAUCCUCAGGCAUGUCUGUUAAGCUCUGUCGUAUCAGAGAGAUAUUUGGCUCAGGUUUGUUUUUUGUUUUUUUUUUCUUUCUGCGCAGGUUCACACUUUCUUAAAUUUAUUGGUCAUAAAGAUCCAGAAGAAUUAAUUGCUAAUAAAGAAAUGAGGGCCCUGUUACAGUGAACAGGUUUCCAUGUGCAGUUCAACUUUUGACUCCCCAAAGGUCAGGCACGUGUGUAAAGCGCUUUAUUGGACAGAAAUGGGGAAGUGAAAUGCAGCUUACACACCACGGGGAGCGUACGGGUGUGAGGGGAGCACUGCCAUCCAUCAGGUACUGGUGUCACGACGAAGCAGGUGGCACAGGCUGCAGCCACGGGAACCCUGUGCUGGGGAAUUUGUGUUCCUCUGUGCAAGGAGCUCUCUGAAUCCAGGGUUACGCAGCUGCUGCGUCACAGGGAAACACGAGUGAGCCAGGGAAGACAAUUGUGAGAAGAGUUUUGUUUCUGAUCACUGUGCAUUUUGUUAAUUAGUGAAUUAAAAUAGUUUUAUUUUUACCAAAACCAGAUAAUCUUUAUUCCAGUAAAGACAACUGUUGACUUGAUGUAUAUAUAUAUAUUAUUUGAAUGGUUUAUAUCCUUUUGCUCUAACUACAUAAAAUGGAAACAUGUUGCAAGUUCUGUCAUUCCAAUGUACAAAAUAAAUUACUUUUCCCUGCAUGCUGCCUGGGUAUGUUGUGAUUUGAAUUAAGAGUUAUAUUUGAAUUGCCUUAUUCAAGAGGUUGUAUGUUACCUAACUGGGGAAUGACCUGGCACUGUUCAUCGCAUUACAUGUGUACUUGAUGCUGUGUUAUGUCAAAUUCAGAUGAGUUGUCUGUCAUCUAUGUAUUCUGUGGGAGACCUUUUAUCUUGUUAAGCCGUGAUAUGUAAACUUCUCAUUGCCUGAAAUAGUCAGACUUGUAUAAAUCAGUGUCUUCAGCUGUUUUCCUGAUUUUAUCACAUUUCCCAACACAAAAUAUAGAUGUUUGUAAAUUCUUCA
Molecule: messenger RNA, 15654 nt
Organism: Columba livia (rock pigeon)
Lineage: Eukaryota; Metazoa; Chordata; Aves; Columbiformes; Columbidae
Product: sodium/calcium exchanger 1
Exons: 11
Coding region: 433-3345 (970 amino acids)
Biological process (GO): cell communication; calcium ion import across plasma membrane; sodium ion transmembrane transport
Cellular component (GO): axon; sarcolemma; postsynapse
Molecular function (GO): calcium:sodium antiporter activity
Source: RefSeq, a predicted model, not a curated record